AUGUCCAUAAAGGCGGUUCACCUUGAGGUCGUGAGCGAUUUGUCUUCCGACGGUUUCCUUGCAUCGUUGCGACGAUUCAUCGCGAGACGAGGCAGACCAGAACACAUAUACUCGGAUAACGGGACUAAUUUUGUAGGUGCGAACAAUCAGUUAAAGGAAAUAUAUGCCUUGUUAAACUCAAACGAACAUAAAGAACUCGUAAACAAAUAUUCAAAUGAACAGCGCAUUGUCUGGCAUUUCAUACCUCCGAUGGCUCCCCACUUCGGUGGAUUAUGGGAGUCAACAGUGAAACUGUUUAAACAUCAUGUCAAACGUGUCGUAGGUGAGUCAUUAUUUACCUUCGAAGAAUUAAAUACAUUCGCGAUUGAAAUUGAAGGGAUUCUAACCUCGAGACCAAUCACCUCUCUCUCGUCAGAUCCGAAUGACAUGCUGGUACUGACGCCGGCCCACUAUCUCAUUGGCAAACCCAUAACAACCCUCCCAGAGGGUAAUUUGCUAUCUGUUCCAGCCAAUCGAUUGUCCACUUGGCAACACAUCACAAAGGUGCGACAGGAUUUUUGGACUCGUUGGAAUCUGGAAUACUUAAACGAGCUCCAGAAACGCACCAAGUGGAUUAAAGAUGGUCCAACAGUCGAUGUCGGAACAGUGGUUCUGCUUAAGGAAAAACACCUGCCCUGCGCUCAAUGGGCAUUGGGCCGAGUUACCAAAUUACAUCCAGGCAAAGAUGGGAUUACACGAGCGGCCACCAUCCGAACUGCGAACGGAGAGAUAAAACGACCGACAAAUUGUUUAUGUCCACUUCCGAGCGAAUAG
Molecule: messenger RNA, 813 nt
Organism: Vollenhovia emeryi
Lineage: Eukaryota; Metazoa; Arthropoda; Insecta; Hymenoptera; Formicidae
Exons: 1
Coding region: 1-813 (270 amino acids)
Biological process (GO): DNA integration
Molecular function (GO): nucleic acid binding
Source: RefSeq, a predicted model, not a curated record